Messenger RNA from Dunckerocampus dactyliophorus (ringed pipefish), 3453 nucleotides. It is a transcript of the gene mtmr9, whose product is annotated as myotubularin related protein 9. NCBI's taxonomy places the organism in Eukaryota, Metazoa, Chordata, Actinopteri, Syngnathiformes, Syngnathidae. The record is from RefSeq and is a predicted model, not a curated record. The transcript has 11 exons. The coding region runs from base 185 to 1852 and encodes 555 amino acids. Gene Ontology annotation, biological process: negative regulation of autophagy.
UUGAUGGACAUGCCUACAAGCUCAAACGGAUUUUUCAUACUUUCAGAGCAAAUUAGGAAGGUUUAUUAUUGACCCAAACUAAAGUUCCGUACCUUUAGUUCCGCUUAGUUUUGCAAAGUCGGUGUGUUUUUAACGACGCACUUGACUCGUUGGAACAAACAUACGAAUCCGGUCAGGUGUCGUCAUGGAGUUUGCGGAGCUGAUCAAGACGCCCAGGGUGGACGGGGUGGUCCUCCAUCGGCCUUUUAUGCCCACCGUGGAGGGAACUUUAUGUUUGACGGGACAUCACCUCAUUCUGUCCUCCAGGCAGGAUAAUACAGAGGAGCUGUGGUUGCUUCAUGCCAAUAUAGACUCUAUAGAGAAAAAAUUUGUUGGCUCCCUUGGCAGGAUCAUAGUCAAAUGCAAAGACCUGAGAGUGAUCCAGCUGGACAUUCCCGGUAUGGAGGAGUGUCUCAACAUUGUCAGCUCCACCGAGGCUCUGUCCACGCUGGAUUCUGUCUCCCUCAUGUACCCUUUCUUCUACCGGCCCAUGUUUGAAGUCAUAGACGAUGGAUGGAAUUGUUUCAGACCUCAAGAUGCCUUUAAAGAUCUAGAGUCUAUGACGGAUGAAUGGAGGCUGAGUGAAGUCAACAAGGACUUCGGCGUGUGCCCGUCCUACCCUCCCCUUGUUGCUGUGCCCAAAUGUAUCGACGACGACGCCCUGAGGAAAGUAGCAACCUUCCGUCACGCCGGCCGCUUCCCCGUGCUCAGCUAUUACCACAAGAAGAACGGAAUGGUGAUGAUGCGAGCAGCUCAGCCUCUGACGGGCACCAACGGGCGGCGGUGCAAGGAAGACGAGAAGCUCAUCAAUGCCACCCUGAGGCCGGGCAAACGCGGCUACAUUAUAGAUACGCGUGCCAUCAACGUGGCCCAGCAGGCCAAAGCUAAAGGGGGAGGCUUUGAGUCUGAGGCAAAUUACCCCCAGUGGAGGAGGAUCCACAAGGCCAUUGAAAGGUCCAACGUGCUGCAAGAGAGCCUCAUCAAGCUGGUGGAGGCAUGCAACGACCAAUCCCACAACAUGGACCGCUGGCUCAGCAAGUUGGAGGCGUCCAACUGGCUGGCUCAUGUCAAGGAGAUCCUAACCACGGCCUGCCUGGCGGCCCAGUGCAUCGAUAGGGAGGGAGCUUCAGUGCUUGUCCACGGUACAGAAGGCACAGACUCCACCCUGCAGGUCACCUCCUUGGCUCAGAUCAUUCUGGACCCAGUCUGCAGGACCAUCAGAGGCUUCCAGGGCUUGGUGGAGCGAGAGUGGCUCCAGGCGGGUCACCCCUUCCAGCAGCGCUGUGCCCAGUCGGCCUACUCGAGCGGCAAACCUCGCCAGGAGGCUCCCGUCUUCCUGCUCUUCUUGGACUGCGUGUGGCAGAUCCUCCGGCAGUUCCCGUGCUCCUUUGAGUUCAGCGAGGGUUUCCUGGCACUGCUUUUUGAGCACGCCUACGCGUCGCAGUUCGGCACUUUUCUGGGCAACAGCGCCGCAGAGAGGUCGAAACUGUCCGUGCCUGAGAAGACCGUCUCCCUGUGGUCUUGGGUGAACCGUCCCCAGGAGCUGGAGCGCCUGACCAACCCGCUCUACGAGGCCAACGGCCUCGUCAUCUGGCCCUCGGUGGCCCCUCAGAGCCUGCUGCUGUGGGAAGUGUUGUCUUUAAUGACAGGAGUCUUCCUCCGCUGGAACCGCUCGUCCAAGUGUUUGGACGAGGCCUACGAGGAGAUGGUGCACAUCAUCGAGUACAACAAGGAGCUGCAGAGUCGAGUCAACCUCCUGUGCAGGCAGCUGGCCCAGCUGGAAACCGAGGAUCCUCUGCUGCAAACGCCCUAGAUGCAGCGCCAGGCAGGCGGAAGAGGUAGAAAACGGACCUGCGUUGGUCCGAAUGGGUUCAGAUACGAGGGAUUGGAUUAUUGUUUCAUGUUUACAUCACACACCUGAAGCUUUAUGUUUACAAUUCAUUGGUCACGCUAACACUAUGUGGACAAAUGUGUCAAUACACACCUCUUGAACAACCACACCAAUGCUUUUGUCCGUGUGGUGUAUCACAUCUUCCGUCCCGCGUCCCACGGAAUUUAAACUACUGAAGCGCAUGCAACACCGUAACUAUGGCAACAAAUAAGCACGCCGUAAGGCGGUACGUGGCUCGCCUGCACGUUGCUGUUGCACAGUGAGCGUGGGUGGGGUCAGCACCUAAGGCAUAUAGCGGGACUGACCCACCGUACUGAUUAUUGAAUAUUUCUAACGAGCACUACCACGCAUGGCAGCUUUAUGCACCUCGCAAGUGCUAGUAAUGUCAUGGAAAGUGUGCGGUGAUACCAGCGCAUUACUGCAACUUGCUGCAAGUAAAUAUGAGUUGGAUGCUGGGGGCGUAAAGAACGGUUGCCAAAAAGUCUUAAAAGCGUUUUAUUAUGAUAUUAAAACAAGGCACUUUGUGUUGGUAAUAUCCUCUACUGUGUCUAAGUCAAAGGUGAUCUGUGUGUUAAAGGGAUAGUUGGGAUUGUUUGACAUGAACUUGUAUGACAUCCCCAUCAACAGCCACUUACCCUCCACUUGGCCCCCCAAGUCCACUUCUGGUCAGAUGUCGAUGAUGAGAAAUGUAGUUAUGGUCCGUUAUUGGGGUUACUUAAGUGAAGCGUUUGGCUUCUGAAAACGAUAGGCGGUGGAAGGAGUAGUGAUGCCUCCUCGAAAAAUUCAGACCUCACAAAUUGCUGGGCUUUACUUUCUCUGACGUCGUAUUAUCGGAUGUCCAUCGUUGUGUGUGUGUGUGUGAUGAAGAUGCGUCUGCUGCAACUUGUUCACGUAUGUGUUCCACAGCGGAUGAAGAUGCAAAGGUCGCAGCCAUCUUCAUCACACGCACAACAACGGACAGCCGAUAGCGCGCACUAAUACAAUGUCAGAGAAAGUAAAGCCGAGCGAUUCGCGAGCUCUGUUUUUUCAAGGAGGCAUUUUUGUGGUGCAAAUGUACAACUCUUUCCAACGCAUGUUGUUUUGACAAGCCAAAGUCCUUAAGUAACCCUAAUAACUAACCAGAACUACGUUUCCAAUCACCAAGUGGGGGGGGGUAAGUCACCGUAUGUACUACACUGCUGAUGGGGAUGUUCAUGUGUUCACAACUUCAUGUGAAAAUAUCCAAACUAUCCCUUGAAGAAGAGCACAGUUACUUCCUGUUGGCAUGGGUACCGUGCAGCUCCUCUGGUACAGCAACUGAUGGUUUCAUGUCGCCUUCAUUGCUUUUGGCUGUGCACUAAGCCAACAACUAACACUCAAUGAUUCCAGCCACUACUUUAAACUGCUUGAAAUUGUACAUCCUAAAGAGUCUCUGCCUGCACAACACGGUUUACAUGUUGCCAAAUGUUUAAGUGAAGAAUGUUGUCCAGUGUAAGUAUGCAUCAUGUGCUCUGGCCAUGUCAGUCAAUAAAACUCUACAAAUA